Molecule: messenger RNA, 5074 nt
Organism: Camelus dromedarius (Arabian camel)
Lineage: Eukaryota; Metazoa; Chordata; Mammalia; Artiodactyla; Camelidae
Gene: GNL3L
Product: G protein nucleolar 3 like
Exons: 16
Coding region: 219-1946 (575 amino acids)
Cellular component (GO): nucleolus
Molecular function (GO): GTP binding
Source: RefSeq, a predicted model, not a curated record
CGAGCCUGGGAUCCGGAAGUCGGAGCCUAGCUGCGCGAGCGCAUCCUCUGGACCGACAGUGUUGUGCUAUCUUCUUUCAGAUCUCCGCCGGAAGUGGAGGGGCUGAGAAGGGGGCUUGUGGCCUCGUGGUUCCCCUCUGUCUUCAAAUUGGUUCUUCUCCCAUUCCAACAGGAAAAGAGUCUGCAGAUUUGAACCUACCUGCUUUCCAUCUAGUCAUCAUGAUGAAAAUUAGACACAAAAAUAAAAAACCAGGUAAAGUUUCCAAAGGAUGCAAGAAGCCUGCAAAGCAGAAUGGGAAGAAAGCAGCCUCCAAAGUGGCCUCUGCUCCCCAAUUUGUUCACUCCAAUGAUCAUGCCAAUCGAGAAGCUGAAUUAAAGAAGAAGAGGGCUGAGGAGAUGAGGGAGAAGCAGCAGGCUGCCCGAGAGCAAGAGAAACACAGACGCAGGACCAUCGAGAGCUACUGUCAGGAUGUCCUGCGACGCCAGGAGGAGUUUGAGCGCAAGGAGGAAGUUUUGCAGGAAUUAAAUAUGUUUCCUCAGUUGGAUGAUGAGGCCACAAGGAAGGCUUAUUAUAAGGAGUUCCGUAAGGUCGUGGAAUACUCUGAUGUGAUUCUAGAAGUACUGGAUGCCAGGGACCCGUUGGGCUGCCGCUGCUUCCAAAUGGAGGAGGCUGUCCUGCGGGCCGAAGGCAACAAGAAGCUGGUCCUGGUCUUGAACAAGAUUGACCUGGUCCCCAAGGAGGUUGUGGAGAAGUGGCUGGAGUACCUUCGUAAUGAGCUGCCAACCGUGGCUUUCAAGGCUAGCACUCAACAUCAGAUCAAAAACCUGAGUCGCUGCAGUGUGCCAGUGGAGCAGGCUUCUGAGUCAAUGCUGAAAAGCAAAUCCUGCUUUGGAGCGGAAAACCUCAUGAGAGUUCUGGGAAACUAUUGCCGCCUUGGUGAAGUGCGCACCCAUAUCCGUGUGGGUGUUGUGGGCCUUCCCAAUGUUGGGAAGAGCAGCCUGAUCAAUAGUCUGAAGCGCAGCCGUGCGUGCAGUGUGGGAGCCGUUCCUGGGAUCACCAAGUUCAUGCAAGAGGUCUACCUGGACAAGUUCAUCAGGCUGCUGGAUGCCCCUGGCAUUGUCCCAGGACCCAACUCGGAGGUGGGCACCAUCCUGCGCAACUGCGUCCGUGUGCAGAAGCUGGCGGACCCCGUAACCCCGGUGGAGACCAUCCUGCAGCGCUGCAACCUGGAAGAGAUUUCCAGCUAUUAUGGCGUCUCUGGGUUCCAGACCACUGAGCACUUUCUGACUGCAGUGGCCCACCGCUUGGGGAAGAAGAAGAAGGGAGGCAUAUACAGUCAGGAGGAGGCGGCCAAAGCCGUCCUGGCUGACUGGGUGAGCGGGAAGAUCAGCUUCUAUACACUCCCACCCUCCACCCACACCCUGCCUGCCCAUCUCAGUGCUGAGAUUGUUAAGGAGAUGACUGAGGUCUUUGACAUUGAGGACACCGAGCAGGCCAACGAAGACACCAUGGAGUGCUUGGCCACUGGAGAAUCUGACGAGCUGUUGGGUGACACGGACCCGCUCGAAAUGGAGAUCAAGUGGCUCCAUUCGCCGAUGGUCAAAAUAGCAGAUGCCAUGGAAGAUAAAACCACCGUGUAUAAGAUUGGAGAGCUCACUGGGUAUUGCACCAAACCAAACCGCCAUCAGAUGGGGUGGGCUAAGCGCAACGCGGACCAGUUCCCCAGGAACAACAGCAUGGUGAAUGUCUGCCCAGUGGACCGCCGCCCGAUGCUACAGAGGAUCAUAGAGACAGACCCCCUGCAGCAGGGCCAGGCUCUGGCAUCUGCCCUGAAGAAUAAGAAGAAGGUCCAGAAGCGUGCAGAUAAACUUGCUAGCAAGCUGUCCGAUUCCAUGAUGUCUGUUCUCGACCUCUCUGGCAAUGCUGAUGACAGUGCUGGUGACUGAUCCACUGAUCUCACCUCCCUCCCCUUCUCCAAGGACCAGUUCCAGUGGGAUGGGGGAAUAUAGAUAAAGUCAGAUGGUUUGCUUCUCCCUGAAGCACCUGCAUAUUAAAAGAACUCCUCCCCUACCAUCCCCACACCGUCCCUCCAUUCUCCAGGGGUGAAAAAGAGUCCCAAGUGUCUGAAACUGGCAAACCCUACCCUUUAUUUAGCCCCUACUCUAUUUAGAAUAGAAAUGAAAUUAAUCAGCAGAUCCCUUAAUGCUAACAAUUUAUCCCCUACCUUACAGGUUGGGCAGUUGCAGGCUGACCCCUUACAAAACACUCUUGGACAGCUAAACAUGCAACUAAAGGCUAGGCUGCUGGUAGAUCUGGGGGUUCCUGGGAGAGUGCUUUACCAGUCCACAACAGACAACAGCAGCAAGACAUUCCUGCAAUGGGCUGCAGGCCACACAUCUUCCACCAACUCCACAGAUACUCAACCUGGAUGGCAGUGGGAGUCGGGGGGACAAUGAUGAGCCUUCUCUAUCUCUGGACCCGUCUAGGAAUAGGAUAGAGGAAGACAGCACACAAGCCUAGCUGGUGCUGUGGUGUGGUAAACACUGCCUUGUUCACAUGAAGGGAAAACAAAGCACCUGUUGAUAGGUGCCUGCGGGGCAAGCCCUGCCUUGGGGCACUUCUGGGCAGACUGAGUUGGAGGAAUCCUUGAACCGAAGCCCUCUGGCUGGACCCUGCCCUUAUGUGACCAUGUCUCACGGAGCAUCAGCAUUUGAAUUCCAUGAUCCAAAAGGGUUCUGGUAUCAUUUAUUCACAGGCUGCAUCCUCAAGAGAGCUGCUUUAUCAGGGGUGUACCAGCCAAGUUCUUUUCUGGUAUCUAGAAGUCCUUAUACCCCAGAAAAAUAUUAGCCACUUCCCCUGGGACAGCCUACCUCAUCAGACAAAGGCAGUGGGCCCAGGCAGUGUUAGGGGCACUCAGAAAGGGACUAGGGUAGAUGAUGGCAACAGAAACACAAAUCUUAAUUUACCAGGGCUGGUUUGGGUUAUGCAUGUGACCUCAAUUCCCAGCAAUCUAUCUGAGACUGGCAGCAAGAAAGGAACUCAAUACAGUUAAGCCAAAGUUGGUGUGGAGCAAUGAAGUUCUACCAUUUGGAGGGAGUGGGUGUUAGAUUGCUUCAUUCUUCGCCCCCACCCCAAACUUCCACAUAUCUUUGGAUCCACAGCCACAUCUUAGUCUUGCCUCUCUUGCUGUCACCCCUUAUUUUACCUAUUUAAAUCCUAAGUCUGGAACCAUGUGACAGACUGGCGAGCCCUUGGCUGUAGGAUGAUUGGCAGGGAAGUACAGACCACUUGUGCAUCCUGGGGCAGUGAAAGAAGAGAAUUGUGUACUGCUUGAGCACAGACUGUACCGGACCCUGGCAGCUUGUUAACUCCUUAACCCUAAAUAAAACUGCCAGUAAAAGAUUUGUCUCCUUAUGAAAGAUAAAGGUGGGGAGGGUAUAGCUCAAGUGGUAGAGCACAUGCUUAAGCAUGAAUGAGGUCCUAGGUUCAAUCCCCAGUACCUCCAUCAAAAAAGUAUAAUUAAAAUAAAUAAACCUAAAUACCUGUUCCACCCAAGGGAAAAUUAAAAAAGAAAAAAAAAACAAAAGGACAAGCAGCAGGUUCACAUAGUUGUCAGGACAUACCGAAGACAACACAUUAAGUGGUGACAGCAUUGAUAUCCAGGUGGGAUAACCUUAUACCGACCCUUUCCUUUGCAUUGUACUGUUUCCUUAACACUGAUUAUUAAGCACCUACUGUGUGCUGGUCUCUAUUAUCAAGUCCCUUAAAUACAUCCUUUUUUGUUUGUUUUAAAAUAGGGUUGUGCUAAGAUUCCACUCCAAGUAUUCUUGAAUGGGGUUCCACUUAUUUCACACUAUCUUAUUAUCAGACUCUCCUGGUGGGUAACAGUACUGCAAUGGUAAAAAUGGAUAUCAAGACAGCUAAGGCCAUUUUAUAACCAUAUGGCAAUUCAUAAUUUAACGUUUUAAACAUUUUCUGGUACUCCUAAGAGACACUGGUAACCAACUACUAGAAAUAAGAGUUACCUAGAGUAAGAAACAGCAUGGGGACAUAGUUUGGCUCAAAUCAAAGAGAACUAAGGUAGUCACUUCAGGAUAAAAAUUUGGGACUCCAGAUUCUCUACAGCUUACCAAAAGUUUUUAAGAAAAGCUAUGUCUUGAGUCUUUUCUCUCUUACCUUUCUUGCCUUUUUUUUUUAAAAGUGUAAUUUGCAUACAGUGAAGUUGAUGCUUCAUAGUAUAAGUUCUAUGAGUUUGGACAAAUGUGUAUAGUAGUGAACUACCAUCACAAUCAAGAUACGGAAUAGUUUACAUCACCCCCUAAACUCUCGGGACCCGUUAUAGUCAACCCUUACCCGUGUCCUCAGAUCCUGGGAACCACUGAUCUGUUUUCUGUCCAUAUAAUUAUGCUUUCAUAUAAAUAUGUAAAAAGAAUCAUAGUAUGUAGAAGAAUCAUAGCGUUAUUUUAUGUGUAUAGAUUUUAUUUUGGGGGUGGGGUAACUAGAUUUAUUUAUUUUUAAAUGGAAAUACUGGGGAUUGAACCCAGGACCUCAAGCAUGCUAAGCACGCACUCUACCACUGAGCUAUGCCCUCCCUACCCCUUUGCCUAUAGAUUUAAAUUUUUUGAUUUAAAAAUUUACGUAGAAUAAAAUUUCCCUCUGGUGUACAAUUCUAUAAGCUUUGACAAAUGCGUGGAGUUGUGUAACCAAGACGUUCAAGGUAUAGAACAGUUCUAUUACUCUCUGCCCUCCCCUGCCAAAUUCAUCCCUGCUACUUUAUAAUAAGAACCUCCCACCUCUAACUCCUGACAGUCCUGAUUUGUUCUUUGUCCUCAUAGUUUUGUCUUUUGGAGAAUGUCAUGUAAGUGGAAUUAUAUAAUAUGUAGCUUUUUGAGACUGGCUUCUUUCAUUAAGCAUAAUACAUCUGACAUUCACCCACACUAUUGGGUUUAUCAGUAGUUCCUUAUCUGAAUCAUACUCUUGUAUGCAACACCAUUUGUUUAUUCAUUCGCCAGUUGAAGGAACAUGGGAUGUUUCCAGGUUUGGGCAAUUACAAAUAAAGCUGCUAUAAACAUUU